AUGGAGAUGCAGCAGUUGCCCCGCCAGCAGCAACAACAGCAGCAGCAGCAGGGGCAGCAGUCGCAUUUCGGGGCAUCAGAGGAUGAGGAUCUAGAGCAGAAACAGCAACAACCACAUAACCAAUCACAGAAAACACAGCACCAACAACAGCAGCAGCAACAACAACAGGAAGAACAUCUCAAGGAUGCGGAAAUGAUGACCGAUAAGCCGAGCGAGAAGCAACAACAGCAGCAAGAACAUUACCAACAAAAGCAAUCCGAAGAUUUGGAUAUGGAACUUACCGACGAUCAGGGUGUAGACGAUGGGGAGAAUGAACAUGACGACGACGACGAAGACGACGAGGACGAGGACGACGAUGGCACCAUCGUGGAGGACAGCGAUGCCACCAGCUGCAGCAGUUGUCGCCGCGCCGAACUGGAGGAUAUUCAGCAGGAACAGCAAACGUCUUCUUCUCCCCAAAAAGAGCGGGAAGGUGUCACCUAGAUGCAUCAACGGGGAAUACCGAUUUGUUGGUGGUAUAGCUUAUUGCUGAGUAACUUAAAAUGAUAAAGCGAAACAAUGUUCAAUAAGAAAGCGCUACUAGUACACACAAUAUACACAACAAGAAACUGAGGAACUUGUUUACAAGCAUGAACCAACGCUGUUUAGUUUUGAAAUCACCAUUUCCCAUCCCAAGCUUCGGCAUGUAUAAAUUGAUAAUAUAGUUUAGAAUUAGCAAUUGGUUACCAUUUGGAUUGCAUUCGCGCCCCAUGAUUCGAACUUCUGUUGGGAUACUUAUAUUUUUUCUUUGGCAAAUGUAUUAUGUGCUGGCGCUUUGUUUGGCCUUAUAAUUUACUUAUGAAACCUGCAAAUGCGUAAUUAAAUAAUUGUUAACUAGAAAUGAACCAAAAA
Molecule: messenger RNA, 891 nt
Organism: Drosophila teissieri
Lineage: Eukaryota; Metazoa; Arthropoda; Insecta; Diptera; Drosophilidae
Product: ataxin-8
Exons: 1
Coding region: 1-483 (160 amino acids)
Source: RefSeq, a predicted model, not a curated record